AUGGAAAAAGGUGAACCUAGAACUUUGGCUGUCCAGUUUAGAGAGAUGCUUAUGCACAGGACGUGCUUCCGAGUUGGUUGCAUCCAAUCAGACUCCUGCUGCCCUAGAUGCACUGACCUUGCAUCAAAUCCUACAAUUAGCAACAUGGCACAACAUGGCUUUAUGAAGCCUGACGAAGAUGCGCCCUGCCGCGCCAGGUUUUCGCAGUCCUACGUCGACACGAGCGCCCGCGAAAGUUAUCGCUGCGAUCGGGAGAUUAUGUACAUGCUGGACAUGCUGAUGCGGCCUUAUCCUCGGCGGCAGAUCUUGGUCACGGAGGAUGUGAAUUUGGCGAGGGAGGCCAACACCGUCUGCCAUGUGCGCUCUGCGAAGUGGUUGAACGAGGAGUUGCUGAAGAGUGGUCCGGCCGGAGUCAACGCCAGCGAGGCUCUCAUGUCGAUUGAGUACGACUUCCAGCCCAUCAUGGAAGAACUUCCCAAGGCCGUCCAGAUAGCAUUCGCUGCACGCUGA
Symbiodinium sp. CCMP2592 is the source of this 510-nucleotide messenger RNA. The record is from the annotation of a GenBank genome assembly. NCBI's taxonomy places the organism in Eukaryota, Dinophyceae, Suessiales, Symbiodiniaceae.